UUUAACAGUUACAAUGGAACCAAACGUUACCUCGAAUCUCCCGUGGGUGGAAAAAUACCGGCCAGCUACUCUAAACGAUCUAAUUUCACACGAAGAAAUCAUCAGCACAAUCAACAAGUUCAUAAAAGAAGAGCAACUACCGCACUUGUUAUUCUACGGUCCUCCGGGAACUGGAAAGACCAGCACCAUUUUGGCGUGUGCCCGGCAGCUCUACAAACCACAGUCCUUUGGAUCGAUGGUGCUCGAGCUGAACGCAUCGGAUGACCGUGGCAUCAACAUCGUUCGCGGUCAAAUUCUUGAUUUUGCCUCCACCAGAACUAUCUUCAAAGGGGGCUUCAAGCUGAUAAUUCUGGAUGAAGCCGAUGCAAUGACGAAUGAUGCCCAGAAUGCGCUCAGGCGAAUUAUUGAAAAGUACACGGAAAAUGUGCGAUUUUGCAUCAUUUGUAACUAUCUGAGCAAAAUCAUUCCGGCAAUACAGUCGCGCUGCACCCGCUUCCGAUUUGCUCCGCUAUCGCUCGAGCAGAUUCUUCCUCGAUUGGAACACGUUAUUGAAGCUGAAGGCAUUCAAGUGAGCGAGGAUGGCAAAAAGGCACUUAUUACGCUCGCCGGUGGCGAUAUGCGGAAGGUGCUGAACGUUCUUCAAAGCACCUGGAUGGCGUUCAAGAACGUAACGGAAGUUAACGUUUACAACUGUGUCGGACAUCCUCUAAAGCAGGAUAUUCACGACAUUAUAGACUGGUUGCUCAAUGAAGAAUCGUUUAAAAUUUGCUACGACAAAAUUCAGCAGCUCAAAACCCAAAAAGGGCUUGCCCUGGAGGACAUACUAACCGAGAUCCAUUUGGUUAUCAAUCGACUGGAAAUACCGCCACGUGUUUUGUCUCAGCUCGUCAUUACUCUGGCAUCAAUUGAAGAACGAUUAGCAGAUGGAUGUGUGGAGAAACCUCAAAUAGCUGCGCUUAUUUCUGCAUUCAGUAAAGUUAGAGAUUUGGUAGUUUAGUGGAAAUCUGAAUUUCUUUGGAUUAAAAAACUUCAAUUUUCACACAAACAAUAAAAAAAU
Molecule: messenger RNA, 1057 nt
Organism: Anopheles cruzii
Lineage: Eukaryota; Metazoa; Arthropoda; Insecta; Diptera; Culicidae
Gene: RfC3
Product: replication factor C subunit 5
Exons: 4
Coding region: 14-997 (327 amino acids)
Biological process (GO): DNA repair; DNA-templated DNA replication
Cellular component (GO): nucleus; DNA replication factor C complex
Molecular function (GO): ATP binding; DNA binding; ATP hydrolysis activity
Source: RefSeq, a predicted model, not a curated record